AUGCCCUCUGUGUUAAAACGUAGAAAACCUAAGUUUCCUUUAAUAUUGGUCAAAGAUGUAAAAAAAUACAUCUCAUCCUGUGCAAUCCUCAAUGAUGUCACAUGGCUAAGUUCUCAUCUUGAUUCUCAAUAUAUCAUUUGGAGUAGUCAUCCAACAAUAUUAUCAAUCUCAAAAACUGAAUUAAACACUAAUCCAACAACAAUAUCAUGUUGUACUUUAAAAGAAUCACUUUCUUAUGCACGUUCACUUGUUAACGAGAAUAAAAAUAUUUUAAUUAUAGCAGGAGCUGGUUGUUCUACUGAUUGUAAAGAUGAACAUGGAAAUAAUUUACCAGAUUAUCGAUCAAGUGGAGUACCAGUUAGAGAAGAACUGGAUGAUCCUGCUUUAUUUCUCAGUAACCCAUCACUUAUUUGGGGUAUAUAUACUGAUAAAAUGAAAUUAUUUUUAAAUGGCAUACCACAUCAAGGAUAUGAAAUAAUGUUCAAAUAUUUGAAAAAUUCAGACAAAAAUUUUUAUGUGAUGACGUCAAAUAUCGACUGUCAGUUUUCUAAAAGUGGUUAUAAACAUAUUUAUGAAUGUCAUGGUGCAUUAAACCGUUUACAAUGUUGUGAUUUAAAAUGUAAACAACCAAUAUGGAAUAUCAAUUCAAUAAACGAUUUUAAAUAUUACACAUGUGAAACAUGUAAAAAAAUUGCCCGUCCAAAUGUUAGUAUGCAUAUGGAUACUAAUUUGACAUAUAAUAAUACAAUAAGUACUAAACAAAAACGAAAUUUAUUAAAAUGGAUUAAAAAUAGAAAUAAUUUAUUAAUUAUUGAAAUCGGUUGUGGACAGUCUAUACAUUCUCUUCGUUUGGAAUCAGAUUAUUUAUUAGAAAAAUAUCCUUCAACAACAAAGCUUGUACGUAUCAACAAUAGUAAAGAUGAACAAAAUUUUAUUACAGAUAAAAUUGUAUCCAUUCAAUGUACAGCAGAACAAGCCAUGUGCGAUAUAUUUUCAGAUACUGUAAACUUGAAAUUAUGA
Messenger RNA from Didymodactylos carnosus, 1020 nucleotides. The record is from the annotation of a GenBank genome assembly. Lineage: Eukaryota; Metazoa; Rotifera; Eurotatoria; Philodinida; Philodinidae.